Molecule: messenger RNA, 1003 nt
Organism: Saccostrea cuccullata (small rock oyster)
Lineage: Eukaryota; Metazoa; Mollusca; Bivalvia; Ostreida; Ostreidae
Product: failed axon connections homolog
Exons: 6
Coding region: 24-917 (297 amino acids)
Cellular component (GO): cytoplasm
Source: RefSeq, a predicted model, not a curated record
GUACGCAAUUUACGCUCUGCGGUAUGAUGGAAUUCAAACAAGGAGCAUGGCUUUCUUUGGCUGGAUGCGCACUUCUUCUUUGUUUUGUUCUGUGCUGUUGUCUCCUUCGAAAACGGAAAAAGUUUCUGACAGUUCCUACAAAUGUGGUAGUGGUCCAUCACUUCUUUGGAAGAGGGUUGAUGGUUCCCAGCAAGUCGCCAUUCCCAAUGAAGCUUGAGACGUUUCUACGCAUGACCAAAACACCAUAUAUGAAUGACCACAGCGGGAGAAUGUCCAAGAAAGGUAAAACACCAUGGAUCAAAUUCAAUGAUACAGAAGUUGCGGAUUCCCAAUUCUGUAUAGAUUUCCUGAAAAAGAAAAACGGCAUCGACCUGAAUACAGAACUAAGUUCCCGGCAGAAAAGCGUAGCCAGGGCGUUCUUGAAACUGAUUGAAGAAAACUUUUACUGGACGCUAUGUAUCGAACUGUUCUGUAAUCAAGACAACAUACCAGUGUUGAAAAGUUCAGCUCCAUUUAAGGGAUUUGGCUUUUGGCUGUAUUAUUGGUUUGUGAGACGUGCCAUAAAAAACGCCACCUGGGGACACGGAAUUGGACGCCACAGUGUGGAGGAAGUCUGGAGCAUAGGUCAAGCUGAUAUCGAGGCUCUGUCUAACUAUCUGGGUGAUAAGAAAUAUUUCAUGGGAGACAACCCCAGUGAAAUAGACUGCUCUCUAUUCGGAAUGCUGACAUUUCUUCUGGUUAGCAUGCAGGGGACACGAUAUGAAAGUUUUACCAAAGAGAACCAUCCCAAUCUUGUGAGUUAUUUCCAUAGAAUGAAGUCCACCUACUGGCCAGACUGGGACAACUUGACCACAGCCAGCGAUAAGUUUACCGAUGACCAUGGCAAAAUUUAUUUUUCUGAAAAUAUUCCCAAAUGAAACAGUGCUGGCAAACCAAUUACAAAAUACUAGUAGUAUAUGUCUCAUUUAUGAGAAGAAAAAGAGAAAUUCAAUAUAUUUUUGUA